Messenger RNA from Panicum hallii, 562 nucleotides. Its product is annotated as gibberellin-regulated protein 2-like. The record is from RefSeq and is a predicted model, not a curated record. Lineage: Eukaryota; Viridiplantae; Streptophyta; Magnoliopsida; Poales; Poaceae. The transcript is spliced from 3 exons. Bases 100 to 375 code for a protein of 91 amino acids.
UCCCUCACUGCACACGAGUCACCAUCUGUUCUGUGUGUGGGGGUGUCAGUCUCUCGUCCAAGCAAGCAAGCGAAGCUAGCUCAGCUUCCGCGCGCCACCAUGGGCAAGGCCAGGCUGCUGCUCGCGCUCUCGCUCGUCGUCGUCCUGCUCCUCGUCGAGACCACUGCUCCCCAUGGACAGGCUCACGCCAUCGACUGCGGCGCGAGCUGCUCGUACCGGUGCAGCAAGUCCGGGCGUCCCAAGAUGUGCCUGAGGGCGUGCAACACCUGCUGCCAGCGCUGCGGCUGCGUCCCGCCGGGCACCUCCGGCAACGAGGACGUCUGCCCCUGCUACGCCAACAUGACCACCAAGAACGGCAAGCACAAGUGCCCGUGAUCCAUCGCCAGCUUGCUUGCUUGCUUGUUACCAGCUUGCUUCCUCCUCCUACCUAGCUACUACUAGUACCUAAUUACCUAGCCAUCACCCGUCGAUCAGUUCAUCUAUUAUCUAGUACUACUCCCACCCUGGAUCGAUUACGCAUGAAAAAGCUCAUCCGCAUGAAUAAAUGAUGAAUUAAAUACAA